CCGGAAGCGGGAGGUGCCGAGGGGACGUCGCGUCGCCGCGCCGGGUCUCGAGUCGCCGCGGAGCCGCCGCCGCCGCCGCGCCAUGGCCGAGAGCGACUGGGACACCGUGACGGUGCUGCGCAAGAAGGGCCCCACGGCCGCGCAGGCCAAGUCCAAGCAGGCCAUCCUGGCGGCUCAGCGCCGUGGAGAUGACGUGGAGACGUCUAAGAAAUGGGCCGCCGGCCAGAACAAACAGCACUCGAUCACCAAGAACACGGCCAAGCUGGACCGGGAGACGGAGGAGCUGCACCACGACCGGGUGACCCUGGAAGUGGGCAAGGUCAUCCAGCAGGGCCGGCAGAGCAAGGGGCUGACGCAGAAGGACCUGGCCACGAAAAUCAAUGAGAAGCCGCAGGUCAUCGCGGACUACGAGAGCGGCCGGGCCAUCCCCAACAACCAGGUGCUGGGCAAGAUCGAGCGGGCUAUCGGCCUCAAGCUCCGGGGCAAGGACAUCGGGAAGCCCAUCGAGAAGGGCCCGAGGGCGAAGUGAGCGCAAAGCCUCGAAAUCCGUGCGUGCCCUGGACGCGCACUGACCCCCGACGGGGCCGCCCCGCCCGCACCUGCUGUCCAACAAGAACAAACCUUGAA
Messenger RNA from Lepus europaeus (European hare), 627 nucleotides. RefSeq names its product endothelial differentiation related factor 1 (gene EDF1). Bases 83 to 529 code for a protein of 148 amino acids. The transcript is spliced from 5 exons. Gene Ontology annotation, molecular function: DNA binding. Gene Ontology annotation, cellular component: nucleus. The record is from RefSeq and is a predicted model, not a curated record. NCBI's taxonomy places the organism in Eukaryota, Metazoa, Chordata, Mammalia, Lagomorpha, Leporidae.